CGAACGAGCCAACGAGCGUAGCGCCAUUUGCAGCCGGCUAGCUCUGGACGUACCGGAGGCCGGAAGCCGGUCGCCGGAGCGAGCGAUGAUGUCGGAUCAGAGAGGGGAGUGGGAGGACUACCGGACGCCGCACGGGCUGCUGAUGGCGGUGGUGAUGGGGGCGGUGGUGGCGGGGCCGCUGUUCGUCCUGGACGGCGGCGAGGCGGUGCGCGAGGCCCUGUCGGAGCUCCUCGGGCCCGUGGGGCUCCCGCUGCUCCCCCUCGGCCUCGUCCUCGUCAUCCGCGUCCUCUCCUCCGGCCUCCGGCUCGUCGACGUCUUCGGCUUCGCCCUGGGAGAGUCGCUCGACGCCGCCUACCGCUCCGGGCGGGGAUCGCCGGUGGGGGUCGUGCUCGCGCUGAUGUUCUUCCUGCUCGCGGUGUACUACAGGUCGUGGUCGCCGUUCGGCGGCGACGACGAGUAGCUGCCGUGGGCUGUGGCCGGUGAGAUCGGGCGUACGGUGCGGGUUUGCAUGUGUGAUGCAUGUGCGAUCGGCAGCCUGCUGCUUAGUUGUAAAUUUGUAAUCGGCAAAAAUAACAUUGAGCCUCUUUGAUUCAAAGAAUUUUUAGAGGGUUCUAAUCCUAGGCAUGUUUUCUACCUGAGUUCUUGGAUUCAUAGGAUUGCAAACCACAUGAAAUUUUUGUUAAGAUUUAUUUGUAGUUUUGUACUAGGUUUAAUACUCCCUUAGUUCCAUAUUAAUUGCC
This is a messenger RNA of Triticum aestivum (bread wheat), 740 nucleotides long. RefSeq lists its product as uncharacterized. The record is from RefSeq and is a predicted model, not a curated record. The transcript has a single exon. Bases 86 to 460 code for a protein of 124 amino acids. NCBI's taxonomy places the organism in Eukaryota, Viridiplantae, Streptophyta, Magnoliopsida, Poales, Poaceae.